AUGCUCGUUGUUCACACAAACUCACAAAAGCUGCGUGCCGUGGUUGCACUCCGGUUGCGCGACCAAGCGAGGCCGCGGUUAUUUAGCCUGAAAAGCGCAGCACCCGCUACCGCUUUGCAAUCUCAUUUGGGGCCUACCUCUGCCAGCGGCAGCGCGACGAGCACACAUGUUUUGCACGCGGCAGCAAGCACUGGAGCUGCUUCGCAGCCAUCCCUUCGGAAGCCCCUUGUGGGUACGGGUAGCAGCAGCAGCUCCACGUCAUCCAUUCGGUCAUCAGCUGGUGACUCCACAAAUAAAGAGGGCGUAGAUCGUGCGGCUUCCUUUUACACCACCAAUGGAAGCGCCGACCUAGCGUAUCGCGCUGGCCUAGUUGGUCGCGAAGAUGAAAACGUGUUCGAUCAUAACAGAAGUGUGCGCUUUCGCCACUGCAGGAAAGCCAAAACCGUGGACGUGGUCCAACAGGUUGACGGGUUGAUCCUACGAACGUACCGCCUUCAGACAGCGAAACCGCACGACAGGCAUCGCACAACAUCGGCGAGAACAAGCAGCGGCGCAGCAGAUAGCAUAUUAGCCGGAGAAACUGCCACGCCUGCGCCUCCGCUUCUCAGCUAUGAAGACUUUCGGGACUUUGUUCAUCGCAUUUUCCCAGGUUUGCCGGAGCGCAAGGUCGCUUACACGGCGAGAGGAGGGCAUCAUGGGUGGAACCAGUGGGUGAAAGAUUUGGAAGAUUCUGGUUGGAGCCUGCCGGAUUACGUCCCGUGGAAGAGUCCGGCUAAGGCAUACGGAAAUCAAAUCGAUUGGCCUGACCUUCUCAGUUACGUACCAGCAGAGACGGGGACCACGACGGGGCUGAAGAAGGUGAAGAAGAAAGCCAGUGCGGCCACCCGGUCAACGAUACCAGAUCGCAGCGACAACGUCACUUCAGGGCAAAAAACGAAAGAACGCACGGUAGAUAUCGAAGAUAAUUUUCCACCUACUGAUGUAGAAGGAGAUGCAGCCGCUAGUGGUGGCGAGGCACGCAAAGCCAAAGCGGAGAAAAAGGCGACCUCCUCGGGAAUGAGUCUGAAAGCCCUGCUAUCGCAGGCAGCAGAUGAGGAGUUCGGCGGCUCUGAAAAAGCGUUAAAGGAGACAAGAAAAAAGAAAAAGAAGGCACCACCUGUAAAAGCCGUCCUUCCGCCUCGCGAACUCUACAAUCCGAUUGCCAGUCCUGAGGUCCGAAAACGCCUAGAAGAGAAACUCAGCGGCAAGGGAAUUACGCUUGUUCUCGAUCACGCUGAUGCAGAGCGGGUUUUGCGUAUUCUGGAGAAACAGGGCGACCGCCCGCACUUCUGGGACACGGAGUCAAAGGAUAUUCAGGUACCAUAUGCUUACACAGCGUUGUAAGUGGGAAGGUUAUACAUGAGUUUGUUGAUGACAUGCACAUAUUUGAUCUCAGCAUCUGAUUCUGAUGAAUUAUAAUUGUCGACGACGCGGCAUUGUAUUUCUAUUUUUCCACUGCCACACACGACACACAAAGAUCAACACAACAGCUCGGGCGGUUGCGCAGUCCACAAAGUCCUUUGCACCAUGGCGAGCUGAUUGUUGCGAGUUGCUGGGUGGGUGAUGACGUCGACUUUGGUAACGGGCCCCGGCUUUUCAUCGACAACUACCACUCAAAGCUACCCUAUGUAAAGCAGUCUCCAGCUGUUUCCGAAAAUAAAAGAUCCUCCUCCUCUAGAUUUGCUACAUGUAUUUGCUCUGCAGGAGGAGCACUGCGAGCGCUAGCGUACCACGAUACAAAUUAAACUUUGCUUUGACGGAAAACAAGAUGGUGAAGACUUUCUAUGGGACAAACCUUACUGGGAGAUGGUAGUCCUUUCAAGGAGUAUUUCGAAAACCCGCAGUACCGGAAGGUUUUCCACAACUUUGCGUACGACUACAAAGUACUGCUCCGCGCCGGCAUACAGCUGCAAGGUUUCUACGCGGACACGCUGCACCUGGCGCGAUUGCAGGAUUCCAGUUUGGCGAAUUGGGAGCAAGACGUACGGUUUCUUGACGAGUGCAACGAGCGCACGAACGAGGGACUGUUUUUGGAGAAUGAGAGUUCCCUGCGCGAUCAGCUGAUGGAGAACCUGAUGAGCAGCGGGGUCUCGGAAGAGCGCGACGACUUCUCCGACUAUGAGUUCACCACGGGGGGGAGUACCAGUAGCUUCUCGUCGACGAGAGGGGGCGGAUCUUCUGCGUCGACGGGGUGUUCGAACUCUAAACCUAAUGCAGCUGGCUUGGGUGGCGAAGCGCAAGAUGAACAGGGAGCUCCUGAAACUGCAUCUGCCGCGGUCGUCAGCCCUGAGUUUCAAGAGAGUCUGCGUCGAGCGGUGCAGGAGAAAGACUUUGUGUUGAUGGGAAAUCUAGUGCAGCUGGCUCGCACAGGGGAAAUGCUCGAAAUGUUGGACGCAGGCCUCGUUGAGCUCUCGGCAGCUGCAGUGACGUCGGCUAGCGGCUUGAAGAGGAAGGGAAAAAAUAAAAGUGACAAAGCCAAAAGUAGAUCCUCGAGUAGAUCCACUAGUACCAGUUCGGAAACUACUACUGGACACGCGAUGAGUGCAAAUGUGGCCGCAGAGAGAGUCAGUGCCUUGAAAGACCAGUUGGCCAUGCGAAAACGGCUGGUGGAGCACUUCCAGAGUGUGGACGAUUGCGACACCAUCGAUGCGCUGAACAAGCUGCGCCGGCGCUGGGAGCGGUAUUUGCUGCAAUCCGAGCAAGACGUCGAAACAACGGAGCAGUCGAUCAUGGCGGCUGCCGAACAGACGGACCGGCAGGAUCUCGGCGGCGGGCAGGUAGCGCUUACCCAGUUGGUCGGGGACGCCGGGCGAGAAGCGUUAGAGUACCUAGAGAAGAAAAUGGAGCGGCUUCGACACAAAACGAAGGAAAAGGGCAAGAUGCGCGGUUACGGACUGAAACACCUCGUUCGCGUUUUUGACGUCGAAUCACACCCGAAAUUCCUGCAAGACCUCGUGCUCGGGAUUCCCCGGCAGCGCAAAGUGCAGAAAUCCGAGUAUGGAGUUCUCAAAUGUUACAUUCUCAACUGUUACAUGAAAAUUGUAAUACAAGACUGGCAAAAGCGAAAGGAGGAAGAUUGCGCCUUUUGCAUAUACAAGUUUGGCGCAGAUUCAGAUGCUGUUUAGCCCUUCCGAAAUUUGUCAUGCGAAGCAGCUCGAUCAUCUGCCGGCUGAAGGUGCUUUUGCAUGACAGAUUCAUGUAACAUUUGAGAGUGUAACGCUUGAGAACGCCAUACCGAGCAAGUUGAGUUCCUGCACACGGAUGAAUAUAGUUUUCCGCAGUGGGUGGAGUACGCCACCUCAGACGCACGAUACACGGGCCUGCUCUUUCACGAACUGCGGAAAAAACUCACCGCGGAGGAUUGGUCGACUGACAUACUUCAGAGAGGAAGUAGCCCGCAAGGUUUUACUUCCAUGAGAUCGAACUCGUUUUCAGCGCGCGAUCAAAUAAGCGAAGAAGAGGACGAUGACCUCCAAAUUGCCCACGCUAAUGCAGCCGCUAGUCGAGGAUCUUUCCGGGCCAAGCAGCAUCGGGGAAGGCGAGGGAUCUCUUCUUGGAACGACAGCAAAGGCCAACACGGCCUGUGGCGCGGCGCUGCCUCCUCAGGGCCCCAGUCUCUGCACAGCCGAAAUCGAUCAUCUGCAGCAUCCUCUCAACAUGCGGGGGCGGCCGUCAAAAGCUCCUUCAGGACUCCUCCUGGUGCCGCACCUGAACGGCGAUCCGCUGCGUUCCAGCACUUUUUGCGGUCUCGGAAUAUGUGGGUGUUCUACGAAAACUACUACCAGAAAUUCGGACAGCUGCUGAAUGAGAUGGAAGUUCUGGGUGUGCCCAUCGAUAUCGAGCAUUUGGAGCGGGUGGAGCAGCAGGCGACGCUUGAUGUCGAGAAAUAUCGAAAAGAGGUGAACGACUGGAUUCAGGAGCAUCUACCUGCCAUGAAGAGGCCAGAUUUGUUGAACCUAGGCUCGCCGGAGCAGCUGCGGGUGUUUCUAUGCAAUACACAUUUCGACUUACAGUACAUGCACAAAAUGCACAUACAAGCUUUCCUAACUGAGAGAAACUACUCGAUAUGCUUGUCAUGCGGACCGCGAUUGAAGGCAAGGCUUGGGUUUGUCAUCCAGAGACCGCAUUUGUACUUGUAUGGGAGAUUUCCUGUGGAUAGUUUCUCUACGGAAACUAUUGCCCGCGGGUCGGACAACGCGGACAGGCCGUCAGGAAUCAGCGCGACCGAACGAAAAUGGUUCCGCCGAAACGCGAGUUUACGAUCGAAGUGCUACAGGAAGGUGACGAAUGUAGUUCGCCGUCCGAAACGGCGGUAGGUACUACGUCUCUUGAAGAGGACACCGCAAGCAACUCCACCACGCGUGAGGAAAUCGGCACCCACGGGGGGUCUACUCAGGACCAGGACGCACCGGCUCCGAGCGCUGGUCGCCCAAAGACGAAAACCAAGGAGACUUUUCUUGUCUGCGGUCUAAACUUGCGCCCGGUGCGACACGACCGCGAGUUCAUUGGACAAGGCGGCUGGCCCAAGUAUCAGACAGAAAGCAUAGAAACUUCAACUUAGUUACUCUCGUGUAUGUAAAGAUCACGGUGCACGAAGCAGUACAUACAUUGACGCUCGGAGAAGAAAGGAUUACAGCAAGUGGCGGUGUUAGUCGGUAGUAGCAGUAAGUAGCUCUAGCUUGAAUUAGCUUCUGUAGUUUGAUACAAGAACUUGUCGAGCCUCACUGGAGAGACUCCGGGACCAGUGCGCAAACCACUACUACGAGAGCGAGCGCGCAAAAGCGCCUCUGCUAGAAGCACUGAUGAAGGCAAAACAAGCACAGUCAAUGUAUGGGAGCGUCAGCUGGGGAAUCGGUAAUGCACCUCAUGACCAAACCAAAAGUAAAAAAGCAUGAAAUUAUGCAUGAUACAUUGUUGUUGUCGUUUACAAGUUCCCGAUUGAGACUUCCAUACAUUGCUUGCGUACUUCAUUAAACCACUGAAAGUAUCAAAAGCAAAAAUGUCUGGGUCUGGAAGGAGGCGGGAUUUGUCAUGCUAGUUGGGCAUGACACGGAGCUCUGUAUUGCGUGGCCAGCAAGAGCUCCUCUUAUCUGUCAUGCAAAAACGCUGUUUGUCAUGCGGAAUACGCAACAGGGAGCCACGGAUAAAUUUGUCAUGCCUGGCGGCGCAUUACAGUGCGCUUUCUUUUCACUGACAUGCAUCACAAAUUUCUAGACCCAGACAUUUUUACAGUUGAUAGAAAGCGCUGGCUAGCGACAGUCGAGGAAGGAUACAUCCGAGUCUGAUGCUAGACACGUCGACGGGACGGCUAGCUUGCCGCGCACCAAACCUGCAAAAUCAACCAGCACUGGACAAAGACGUACUAUCGUGUCGAAAAUUCAAUUAUAAGAUGUUGACGAUGUGGAUGAGUCGGUGUAGAUGCUCUGUUUUUAGCCACUGCAUAUCACAAAAAAAAACAUGUCUUUUUACACGCGUCAUUCCAUCUCCGUCGUCAACAGGUGUACCAGAUUCGUCGUGCGGUUCGUGCUUCCGAAAACAAGUGCCUGGUCGUUUGUGACUUUUCGCAGCUAGAACUGCGAGUCUUUGCGCACGAGACGAACUGCAAGAGCAUGCUGGAGAAAUUCGAAUCUGGAGGGGACUUCCAUAGCGAAACGGCAGCGGAGAUGUAUCCGCAGGAAAUCGGUGAACCGCUGCGGAAGAAAGAAAUAUAUCAGAGGGGUACAGGACCACUUACGACUUCCUUUUGUGAACUUCCUCAUCGUCGAUCCUCGCAUGAUUGCAUCACGGUAAACCACCAAGCACCAGCUGUUUCUGCAUCAAUUUUGAUGUAUUCAUUCGGAUUCGAGCUCUGAAACUUGCACUUGUCUAGAUGACGCAUUCGAGCUGCAAACAAAACACCAUUAGCAUUAUUGUUAUUCAUGAUACUGACCUACAACGAACAUCAUAGGUCCAAAUAGAAAAAACCUCAGAGACGAGUCGAAUAAGGUCGAAGAAAAAGAAUGCGAAACGAGGGGGGACCAACAUGGAGAUGAGAAGUCGUAUUUGUGCAAUAUCAUAAGUUUAGCAACGAAGAUAUCAAGGAAAAAUUCGGCGACAAGAGAAAGGCCGCGAAAACGAUGAACUUCGGCAUCGCCUACGGUCGCAGCGCGUUUUCCAUCGGCAAGGAGCUGUAUCAGAAGCAUACAUGUCUCGAUCAGGAAAAGCGUAAGCAGGUUGAAAUACGCUCUGAUGUUUGAUAUGUUGUUGCCCUGCCCCUGCCGCACAGCACCACGAUGCACAAGCGUAUUAUGAUGUGUGAUGAAUCUUCACGGCGGUCCUUUUCCCGUGUACGUCAUCAGAAAUGAGCGGAAUUUGCUUCCGGUAGAGGAGCUGGAGCAAGCUCAAAUUUACUCAUAAAUCAUCUGGAUAGCAGCUGAUUGCGUCGCGGCCCAGAGCGGGCAUGCGACCUGUAGGCGGGUGCUGCAUUCGGUAGUUGUACUGUCUUGGUCUUACGCUUAGCUGAGGACGACUUGGACAUGUUUACAACGCAUAAGCCCGAUGUGAGCACGAAAGAAGCUGAAGAAGUUAUCGAGAAGUGGUACCACUUCAAGCCUGAGGUUAUCAAGUGGAAGCGGCAAAUCGAGAAGCACAUGCGGCGCCGGAAAAAGACCGCGUCGCUCUUCGGAAGGAAUAGAAUGCUGCCACACAUUCUGCACCACGAAGUGAAGCAUCGCCUUCACAGCGAGCGAGCGGGGAUCAACCACAAAAUCCAGGGGUACAAUGAAUACUAACUUGAUGUAGAUUUUUCCUCCUUCCCACCUUAAUACGGGACCAUCUCCAUCGCGACUCCAUGUUAUGUAGUUGGCCAGCACCACAUAAUAGAUUCGCUUUGCCCUCAUCCUCACAGCACGAAGUAGCACAUGCUCCGCAUAUAGAUUUCAGUUGAAGAUGGAGCUAUCUCUUCGACAUCAGCGAAGUAGUGACUGGCACCAGGUAUAAUUAAAUCUAUCUCAUUCAGAUCGGCGGCGGACAUAGUAAUGCUCGCGAUGUUAAGAAUUGCCGAGCAUCCGACCUUGCAGCAAUGGGGCUUCAAGCUGAUUCUCCAGAUUCACGACGAGGUGAUCCUCGAGGGACCACGGGAACACGGAGAGGAGGCAUAUGGAUGUGUCAGGAUCGAAAUCGACAAAAUCGAAAAAUUUGUGAUGCGUAAAAUGUAUGGCGCUGAAAGCCUGCAUUGGGGAGCAGGCAAAUGAGACCGAUUGUGAGCCUGUUUAGGGGUAUGCAAUGUGCUGCCAGAGUAGCAUUGCAGGAGGAGUCUUCUUUGCCCAAACAGCAUGAGAGACUGAAAUUGGGCACUCCCGAAAUUUGUCAUGCGCCACUUGAAAACAGAGGCCAGGCUCCAACUGACAUCGAUUUUGUGCAUCGCAAAUUUUUCGAUUUUGUCAAUUUCGAUUCUGACACUUCCAUAAGGCGCUGCGGAUCGUCAAAGACUGCAUGUCCAACCCUUUCCCGUCAGAGGGGGGGAACUUUCGGUUCCGGACGCAGUUGGUCGUAGACGGAAAAGUUGGAGACACGUGGUAUGACUGCAAAUAA
Molecule: messenger RNA, 7611 nt
Organism: Amoebophrya sp. A120
Lineage: Eukaryota; Dinophyceae; Syndiniales; Amoebophryaceae
Source: the annotation of a GenBank genome assembly